Messenger RNA from Trypanosoma cruzi, 1272 nucleotides. RefSeq lists its product as uncharacterized. Bases 1 to 1272 code for a protein of 423 amino acids. The record is from RefSeq and is a predicted model, not a curated record. The transcript has a single exon. Lineage: Eukaryota; Euglenozoa; Kinetoplastea; Trypanosomatida; Trypanosomatidae.
AUGAGGGUUCGCUUGCGGUUGUGGCUGGUGUGGUGGUGCUCGUCCGUGUGCGUGACGGCGGCUGGGAUUCCUGGAGAUGUAUCUGGUGAUGCGGAUGCGGUGGUUGUGCCGGUGGAUGUGUCGUGUGCUCCGAGUGACGGCAGCCUGAGCUAUCGCGUGUGUGUGUGGGCGUGGACGAAGUGUUCUGCUGCCAGUGCUGAGGCUCAGCAUGAGAAUUACAUUUUCAGUGGCUUUGAUGUGCGCAUGCAUGGCAGGAAUGGUGAGCUGGGUGCUGUGUGCCAUGUGGCCAAUGCGGUGCACACAUGUAGCAACUGUGCUGUCAGCUGUGCAACGGAAGAGGAAGGGGCCACCGUUGCCUUCACGAUGAAUGUGACGGCACAUAAAUACGCCGGCCCUUAUGAAUUGUUGUGGCGCCAAUUUCCCCCCGAUGGAACCAUCCAUCCGCCUGCACGGAGCAGCGAUGCUGACCGGACGGGCAUCUGUCAGUUGCCGCCACCCCGUGAAGGGAAGGAUGACACAAAAUCCGGCGAGACAACUGCGCCGCAAGUGAAUGCUGAGCCGUCACGUCAGAACGAGGAUUGGCGACGGUCUGCGGCGGCUGACGGACCCAACACCGUCGAUCGGAGUCCCGCAUCCAACACGGCGACCAACACGUCCGAGACGAGGCCUGAGUUUGCCUUUGUUCGGAACAUAACGGUGGCUCCGACACCACCCAAGAGGAAGCCUAGCAUUGCCAUGAGUCGGAACAUAGAAAUGGAUCUGAAUGCAUUCGUGACGAAGACUGCGCUCGCCACCGCGUUGAGGAAGGCAGUGGGCUCGAGGGAUGCCCGUAAGAGUGAGGCCGUUGACGGCAGCGGCGAGCACGUUCCUGGGAAAAUUGCGGGAGGAAUGAAUGGUCACAACGUCCCCGGAACACCAAAACGGCAUCAAGAAAUGUGUCCUUGCGCGAUCUGGAGCGGCGUGAGUCCAGACGGCCGCCUCGUCCUGUUUGACGACGUGGAGUUGAUACCACGCGAUUCAACUGGCGGCCGCACAGCGCGUGUGUGCGUGUCUCUGGCGUUGCUGCUGCUGCUGCUGGAACUGUGUGGAGUUGUGGUAGUCUUUCGAGCGAAAGAGGGUGGAAUUGUGACUCCCCACGGGGGAUAUUUGCCGCAUACUUUGCGGUUUUUAUGUCAAUUUUUCUUCUCCUCUUUUUUAAUGAUUUACGGAUCGCUUUUUAAACCUUUUUUUCUUCUUUGUAAUGUUCUUUUUGAUGCUUUUCCACUGGAGUAA